AUGUCCUCCUCAGACGACAGACGGCCCUUGCUAAGGGGUGCGGGUGAGGAGAUCCACGGAUGUCUCAAGAGGCUCCUUUCUUUGCCGUCCCCGUGCUCAUCGGACACCUCCCAGACCUUUGGCGCCAAUGCCGCUGGGCUGCUUUUGGAGAUGACCCGCCUGCUCGUUCUCGGGGCUUUGGGUCCGGCAAUUUCCGUGACUGCGGCUGGGACGACUGAGGCGCGCCCGAAGCCAAGAAAAAGGUUGAGCACCCUGCUGCACGUCGUCGUCUUCUGGUGGCAGCUUGCUGCCUUCAUGCGCCUGAAGUUGAGGCAGCCGGGAGCCCCGCGGCUAUUUGAGGUGCCUGGGGGCCAACUGGGAGCCUGGGCGCUGGCCGCCGUGAAGGCGCCCGUCCUCGUGCUACUGCUGGUCGCAGCUUGUGCGAACUGGCCCAUGGUCCUCGGGGCCGUGGCUGUCAACUUCGUCCUCAUCCUCUGGGCCCGCAGCAUCAGCACUUGA
This is a messenger RNA of Symbiodinium natans, 498 nucleotides long. NCBI's taxonomy places the organism in Eukaryota, Dinophyceae, Suessiales, Symbiodiniaceae. The record is from the annotation of a GenBank genome assembly.